Molecule: messenger RNA, 1972 nt
Organism: Seriola dumerili (greater amberjack)
Lineage: Eukaryota; Metazoa; Chordata; Actinopteri; Carangiformes; Carangidae
Gene: gfi1ab
Product: growth factor independent 1 transcriptional repressor
Exons: 6
Coding region: 101-1258 (385 amino acids)
Cellular component (GO): nucleus
Source: RefSeq, a predicted model, not a curated record
UCUGCAGGGUUCAGAGCGAGCAGCACCGAGCAUAUAAGGAAUCCUCUUUGCCGCUGGAUUAUUAUUGUCACUAUCGGUGGUUUCUGCUCUCAGGUCAGAGAUGCCUCGAUCCUUCUUGGUGAAGAGUAAGAAGGCGCACAGUUACCACAAGCCCCGGUCUUUAGAGGAUGAUUUCAGCAGGCUGGAUUCUAUACUGACGCAAAUCUGCUCAGAGUCAGAUAAGCUCCCAGAUGAGAGCGACCUGACGGUGGACACGUAUGGCCUCUCCCCGGACUCCCACCUGGCUGACGCUGCUGAUUUCUCCCCAAAGUCUCCGCUCAGCUGCGCCGACAGUCUGUGCACUCGAUCCCCGGACUACGAGGACUUCUGGAGGCCUCCGUCCCCCUCUGCAUCACCGGCUGAUUCUGAGAAAUCCCUGUCUCCUCUGGUUGACGACACCCAGCCCUUCACUGUCCCCUUCCGGCCCUACGCCUGGAGCAGCUACCCGGGGCCCGGGCUGAGGCCCCUGCUGCAGCAGAAUCUACACCCGAGCAUGGAGGUGGACCGGGGCCCGGCAGCGAUGGCCUUUUACGGGGAGCAGAGUGCCCACUCAGCCCUGUACUCAGAGCAGGUUCUGGGAGAGGAGACUUACAGUGACUACAGGAGGCACGCUGCUGCUCUGCUGUUUCCUGAGGGAGGCCUGCGCGGGAAGAACCACAGCGUGAAGGCCCAGUCUGAGCUGCUGUGCUCCAGUCUCAUCCUUAACGGAGCUUACAAGUGCGUCAAGUGCAGUAAGGUGUUUUCUACUCCGCACGGUUUGGAGGUUCACGUCCGCAGAUCGCAUAUCGGCACCAGGCCAUUUGCGUGUGAAAUUUGCGGCAAAACCUUCGGGCACGCAGUGAGCCUGGAACAACACAAAGCUGUGCACUCUCAGGAGAGAAGCUUCGACUGCAAAAUAUGCGGCAAAAGUUUCAAAAGGUCGUCCACGCUGUCGACGCACCUUCUCAUCCACACCGACACCCGGCCAUACCCGUGUCAGUACUGCGGGAAGAGGUUCCACCAGAAGUCCGACAUGAAGAAACACACUUUCAUCCACACAGGUGAGAAGCCGCACAAAUGUCAGGUGUGUGGUAAAGCGUUCAGCCAGAGCUCCAACCUCAUCACACACAGCAGGAAACACACCGGCUACAAACCUUUCGGCUGCGACCUGUGCGGCAAAGGCUUCCAGAGGAAGGUGGAUCUGAGGAGACACAAAGAGACGCAGCACGGACUGAAGUGACCGAACACAACCUGUCCUGUCACCUGACUGUCCGUCCAUGUUCUUACAAAGACAAAGAGAAACUCUGACAAAGACAUUUUUAGACAAAAGGCAUUUUUCGCCCAGUCGCUCCGCUGCCUGCUUCGGGACAUCUUGUUGGAUCAAGAUUCAUCAUGAUCCGCUAUCAGCUCCGUAAAAACUGAAUGAAAAUAUAUAUAAUAAUAUUAACCAACGGCAGAUUUUUUUUUAAUUUAUUCUAUGCAGGAAAGACGUAAAAAUCCUUAGAUUAUAACAAACAACAAACAAGGAUUUUACAGUUGAAGACAUCAGCAACACUAAACAGGCCUUUACAUCCCACUGAUUGACUGAAGGCCCAGAGAACCAGAGAUAAGCUGUGAACUGUAGAAAACAGAGAUAUGAUAUGAUGAAACAUGAUAAAACACAUUUAUCAUGUUUGUACGUUGACUGAUACGAAUCAGCUUCAGUGGGCAUUAAACCCAAAAUAUUUGUACUCACACUUCAAUAAAAACCACCAGGAAAAGAUGAAAUCAGCGCUUCUCCAAAGACCAGAGGCUUUUAUUUUGUUGGACUAAUGUUGACAAAACAGCCUCCUAACACAGGAGGAGGGUCACUGCCCGCGUGUCAGCUGUUAUAUUUGAUUUUUUUUUCUUCUUCUUCCAUUUUGCACAUUUUCUUGUCAAAAUAAACGUUUUGUCGUUUACAAAACAAAAUACA